GAAAAAAAAAAAAAAGAAAGAAAGAAAGAAAAAAGAAAAAGAGAGGGAGAGAAAAAAACCCCACUGGAUCUUACAUGCUUCUGUAACUCUCACUUCUACUUCAUGUCCCCAUGAUCCUGUGCCAGCAACAGGACAAGUUCCCUGGAUGUGAGCUGAGUUACUAAGAUAACGACUAUUGGUCAAAAGACAAACUUGGUAAAACUCCAAGGACCUUGGAAGCAUCCAUCUCUCCUCACUUUAUUUUAAAUUUUUGGUGUGUGUGACUUCACCGAACAUUCAAAACUGUUUCUUCAAAGGGUUUUGCAAAAACUCAGACUGUUUUCUAAAGCAGAAACACUGGCGUCCACAGCUGAAGCAAUGGGCAGUGUGCGAACCAACCGCUACAGCAUAGUCUCUUCGGAAGAAGAUGGCAUGAAGCUGGCCACCAUGGCAGUGGCCAACGGCUUCGGGAAUGGCAAGAGUAAAGUCCACACCCGGCAACAGUGCAGGAGCCGCUUUGUGAAGAAAGAUGGGCACUGCAAUGUUCAGUUCAUCAAUGUGGGUGAGAAGGGACAGAGGUACCUGGCAGACAUCUUUACCACCUGUGUUGACAUUCGUUGGCGAUGGAUGCUGGUUAUCUUCUGCCUGGCAUUUGUGCUCUCCUGGCUGUUCUUUGGCUGUGUGUUUUGGUUGAUAGCUCUGCUCCAUGGGGAUCUGGAUGCUUCUAAAGAGAGCAAAGCUUGUGUGUCUGAGGUCAACAGCUUCACGGCUGCCUUCCUCUUCUCCAUUGAGACCCAGACAACCAUAGGCUAUGGUUUCAGAUGUGUUACAGAUGAGUGCCCCAUUGCUGUCUUCAUGGUGGUAUUCCAGUCCAUUGUAGGCUGCAUCAUUGAUGCCUUCAUCAUUGGCGCAGUUAUGGCAAAGAUGGCGAAGCCAAAGAAAAGAAACGAGACUCUUGUUUUUAGUCACAAUGCUGUGAUUGCCAUGAGGGAUGGCAAACUAUGCUUAAUGUGGAGGGUGGGCAAUCUUCGCAAAAGCCACCUUGUUGAAGCUCAUGUCCGGGCACAGCUACUCAAAUCUAGAAUCACUUCAGAAGGGGAGUAUAUUCCCUUGGACCAAAUAGAUAUCAAUGUUGGCUUUGAUAGUGGAAUUGACCGUAUAUUUCUAGUGUCCCCUAUCACUAUUGUCCAUGAAAUAGAUGAAGACAGCCCUUUAUAUGACUUGAGUAAGCAGGACAUUGACAAUGCAGACUUUGAAAUUGUUGUCAUACUGGAAGGCAUGGUGGAGGCCACUGCCAUGACGACACAAUGCCGGAGUUCCUAUCUGGCCAACGAAAUUCUCUGGGGCCACCGGUAUGAGCCAGUGCUCUUUGAAGAGAAACACUACUACAAAGUGGACUAUUCAAGAUUCCAUAAGACUUAUGAGGUACCUAACACUCCCCUUUGCAGCGCCAGAGACUUAGCAGAGAAGAAGUACAUCCUCUCAAAUGCGAAUUCAUUUUGCUAUGAAAAUGAAGUUGCCCUCACAAGCAAAGAGGAAGAGGACAGUGAAAAUGGAGUCCCAGAGAGUACAAGCACAGACUCACCUCCUGGCAUUGAUCUUCACAACCAGGCAAGCGUACCUCUAGAGCCCAGACCCUUAAGGCGAGAAUCGGAGAUAUGACUGGCUGAUUCCGUCCUUGGAAUAUUUAUGUUACUACACAGUCUGUUGUUGGUCAGAGGUCCGAGACAGUCACACAGACCAUGGUACCGGUCAAGAGGUGGGUGAACGCAAGCAGCCACAAGAGACUAAGGCUAGCACAAAGGUUUCAAGAAAAGACUGGAAGCUGGAUGACAGAUGUAAAGUGCUUUGCAGGCCUCCGAGUGACCCUAUGGCACAUAUCUGUUGUAGAAUAAGUUGUGGGGUUUCAAAUGUAUUGUUUUGUGUUUUUACAAAACUUGAAUAUGCAGGCAAGCCUCAGUUUGGGUAUUUAACUUACCUGGAAUGCUUCUCUUUAGGGGAACAAGAAUGAUUUUAAUGGCAUAACACAGGCAAGACUCUGCCUUAAUUUUUUGAAAAGCUGCUAACUACAUGAACACAAACUGUAUUUUUGUUGCAGUGUAGUUUAUCUUUUACAUAAUCUUAAAAAGUCAGUGUUGAACAUUGUUGAAGGCAUACAGUGUGCUUCAAAGUGUCAAGUAUUUGGCUAUUAACUGCCAAAAUGAGAGCCUAAUGCUCUGAGGCCAGUAAUUUGUUUGCUAAAAAUUGAUCUCUCUCUCUCUCUCUCUCUCUCUCUCUCUCUCUCUCUCUCUCUCUCCACUUUCUUGUUACAUAAGGGCAUUAUGUAACACUAGCCAAAUGGUAGCCUCUGGGUUUUAUACUUUUCCUUUCCAUGACACUAUUAAGUUAUCUCAAAUUUUCAGUUAGCCUACCUAAAAUAAAUACCAAAGAAAAUGAACAGUUUUUUUUGUUUUCCUUUUUCUUUUCUUUCUUUUUUUUUUUUUGCACAGUGGAGUUUAUAUUAAAAAGGAAACAAAGCCCCAUGGGUUGUCUGGAAAAUCCAGACACAUUAACUUUGAACCUCAGCAAGAUGUUGAAUAGCCUAUAUAGCCUGUUCAUUUUGUACCUUAUUUUGAAAAAAGAGCAUCAAAGUCGAAAAAUGUGUGUUUUCAAUUCUGCUCUUUUGUUUUGCCUUCUUAUUUGAAGGGGAAGGGAUCAUGGGUCACACCUAUAGACACACUAUACUAAAGGCUUUCUUUCCCUGAUAGGUAGUGUUGAUCAGGCUAAUGUAUUCAAAGGAGAGAGACGGGAGACAAAGAGAGAGAUAGAAGAGAGAGAAAGAAAGAGAGAGAGAAAGAGAGAGAGGAAGAGUGAGAGACUCACUCAACCUUUCUGAGCUUUCCUCUCUCUGCACAUUCCAAAGUUUAUUCCAUAAGAUCAGAUUUUGCUUGAACUUUGUUGGUAACCCUGACAUCCUCCAACCAGAGCAUUUCAACUUUUGCAGCUGAAUCAUGGCCUUGACUGUCAGGUCAUUUCUAGCUUGGUGUCACAUUAGGGAAGAUAUCUGGCCUCCAGGCUUGUCCUUCUGAGGCCAUCUGCAGAGAGACAACAGGACUGAAUAUGCUAAAGUAGAGGACUUGUGUGUGUGUGUGUGUGUGUGUGUGUGUGUGUGUGUCUGCCACUUCAAUGCAAAAAUCUACUUUAAGGGAGAGGAAAGCUGCCUCUUCAAAGGCAGAGGGUAGGAGAGGAUGUCUCAGUAUUUUAGGAGUUUAGUGAGCCGUAUAAACACACAAGCUAAUGAGUUAAGAGUCUAAAGGGUUAUUUCUCUUUGUGUACACACUCAUGACUAAUAUGAGCUGGUCAUUGUCUCUUGUAAAGUCCUAAAGCAGGUUACCAAGGACAUAUUCUUUUCCAGAACCCUCUUCUGCCUUGUCACCUGCCUUGGUGAAAACUUCUCUCCCCAAGCUCACUCUAGCCCAAUAAUGCAAUUCUUCCUUUCUUUCUUUCUUUUGGUUUUAAAGUCCCCUACUUGUGGAUUCCAGGGCUGCUAAGUUUGCUUUUUAGUUGGAGUCUGAAAAUCAACUCUCUGACGGUAUUAUACCCUAAUAUGCCAUUAAAACUCAGCUUGUUCUAGAAUCAUGUAUUUGGUCUCUGUUGAUGUGUGUGCUGGUCUGUGGCUUGUGAGCUGCCGAAUCCGAAUACAGUGCCUGUAAAACCAGGAAAGCUUCUGCUGUUUUCAACUGUCUGAAGUCAACUGUUUGAAAACGGUGGGUGUUAGUCUCAUUGAAAUCAAGAGGGAGGUGUUGAGAAAGGGGUUGUAAUUGUACAUCUAUAUUUAAAGGCAGGGUUGGGAGGUUGCUUGAAGAGUUGGAGGGGUCGAUUGAAGAUAACAGGAACUGGCUUUCCACAGUGUGAGGCCAUGGAGUGCUUCAGAUGCUGCUAUUAAGGUGAUGUGAAAAGGAAAAUAAUCAAACCAAAGAGUAUUCAGUGGAAUGUAAAUCAAAUGAAGAUGCAGUGGAGGAUAGGGGUGACCACCUGGAGGUUUCUCCAAACACACAGUGCUACCACUUAAAAAAAAAAAGACUUGAGUUAUUUGAAAAGGGGUGGGUACAGGGUCAAGAAAAGAGGGAGGGGAAUCUUUCAACUUAUUUCUUAAAAAAAAAAAGCAUCUAAAUUUUCUGGUGCAUAGGUUUGUUUUUUCGGUUUUCUUUUUGUUUGUUUGGUUUUUUGUUUUAGUUUUUCAGAAACUUUUGCAGAAGCUACAUUUUUAAAGUGUACAUUUUAUAAAGUUUAUCAGAUAUUUUCAUAUUUAAAGCCAAAUGUAAAUAGGAAUCUGUAAAGGAAAAAAUACCGUAGGAAAUACGAUUACAGCAGUGAUUCUGAGAGCUAGCACCCAUUAUGCUACCGGUUAGCAUGGUUUUAGCAGAUAUUACCAGCCUUUGGAGGUUUGUUUUGGUAUGUUCUUCUGUUAUUUAUUUCAGCAUGGACUGUUUUUUUGAGAGCUUUUUGUAGUUAUUAGCAGUUUAAUAGUUACAAGCUUUAAAUGGCAUUUUGUUUCGUUUUGUUUUGUUUUCCAAGAGCCAAGACAUAGGUAAUGCACGGCAUUUCUCCCUGCAUUUUUACCUUCAGAUUAUCUGUCUUUAUUGACCGGGCCUCCAGAACUAGUGCAUACACCUGCCACUAGUAUGCAGAUGGAGAGACUCACCUCGAACAUCUGGGAUCCAUUCCCAGAUGCCCGUUGCUUCUCUGCUGCGAGCAAAUCCCUCUAGGAUGUAUUCCCUUUUAAAGAAUGUUUGCCCGUAUCUGGAUGGGCAUUAUAUAUAUAUAUAUUUUUUGGAGGGGGGAGGCAUAGAUUCCUGGUUAUUCUAUUUUUAAAUAAAAGGUAGACAAAGUGAACUCUAUUUUGACUAUUGAGAAAGGAAUAGUUUUCUAUCCCUCUAAGAGUAUACUUGAAUUAGACAUUUUUAGAAUGUCAUAUAGCACUGUAGUAAUUUCCAAAUCCCUAGAGAAAGUUUGAUUCCGUUCUCCUUUUGUUAAUGCAUUAUUUGUUGUCUUUCACUUCUUUUCUCCCUGUUUACUCCCUCCUUAAAUCUUGCUGUGUGUCUGAUGACUCUGGUUCCCUAAAGAUGUUCCACUUGCAGAUAAAAAGCAUCAGCUUUUAUCUUAUAAUCUGCCACCCCCCAAAAAAGCAAACAGCCCUUCCUAAGGGGUGGCUUAAUCUCCCCAUCACACUGUUUAAUGAUGUUAAGGUGGAAGUAUAAAAGUGUUGCAUUAUUACAUCCCCUCCCACAACCUUUAGUAGUUUCUUUCCUAGGAAUGUUAGGUUUCAGCUCUGGGCUCUGGCGAGUUGAACAAUCCUAGGCUUUGACAAUCAUGAUAGCUAUUAUUUUCCCAUUUGCAAUCUUUUUUUUUUUUUUCGUAUCUAAAGUCUUCCUAUUGUACUGCACAAACCAUGGGUUGUACAUAUUUUUUAUACAUUAUGUCUUAUUUUAUUAUUUCUAAAUAAAAAUUAAAAAUUGAAAAUGAAA
Molecule: messenger RNA, 5486 nt
Organism: Phodopus roborovskii (desert hamster)
Lineage: Eukaryota; Metazoa; Chordata; Mammalia; Rodentia; Cricetidae
Gene: Kcnj2
Product: potassium inwardly rectifying channel subfamily J member 2
Exons: 2
Coding region: 358-1641 (427 amino acids)
Biological process (GO): regulation of monoatomic ion transmembrane transport; potassium ion import across plasma membrane
Cellular component (GO): plasma membrane
Molecular function (GO): inward rectifier potassium channel activity
Source: RefSeq, a predicted model, not a curated record